Stegodyphus dumicola is the source of this 2133-nucleotide messenger RNA. RefSeq lists its product as uncharacterized. Lineage: Eukaryota; Metazoa; Arthropoda; Arachnida; Araneae; Eresidae. The record is from RefSeq and is a predicted model, not a curated record.
AUGCUAAUUGAUUCAGGUAGCCAGGGCUCAUUUAUUCGAGAGCACUGUGUAAAUUUACUGCAGUUAAAGCGCACUAGUGCAAACAUAAGUGUAAAUGGCCUGAGCUCGCAAAAAAUUGGAAAGGUUUCAGGUUCAGUUCAAUUACAAGUAACAUCUCCAUUUUAUAAAAACGCAAGCAUUUCAGUUAAUGCAUUAAUUAUACCCAAGAUCACGUGUGACCUCCCUCACUAUCAAGUUGAUAGAUAUGUUUUGACAUCUUUCAAACAUUUGUGGUUGGCAGAUACAAAUUGUUUCCAGCCUGGCCCAAUAGAUAUUCUUUUGGGCGCAGAUGUAUUUGGCGAGAUAAUGCUUCAUGGACGUUUAACUGUUCCGGGUCAUUCGUUAACAGCCUUGGAAUCAAUAUUCGGCUGGGUCAUUAUCGGAAAGACUAAGAGUGUAUCGCAGACAAUUGUAUCGAAUCAUGCUAGUUGUACCAAUGUUCAGCUCCAGCUUGAAAAAUUUUGGAAAUUGGAAGAAAUUUCGGACAUAAAGCAUUACACAGAAGAGGAAAUUGAAUGUGAAAAUCAUUUCAAGCGGAAUUUUUCUCGUGAUUCAACAGUCAAUAUCACAAAUUUAUGGAGGACUAUCAACCAACGACUUGGUCAUAUGGAAUUGAUUCCAGAAAAUGAAAUUGAUGUUCCAGCUAAUUCUAGUUUUUACCUUCCGCACCAUUCAGUUCCGGAUAAAAAUGGUGAUAAAUUUCGAGUCGUAUUUGAUGGUUCUGCAAAAUCUUCUAGCGGUAUUUCUCUUAAUGAGAAAUUGAUGGUUGGUCCACAGUUGCAGAUUGAUCUGACAACAUUAAUUAUUCGUUUCAGAAUUCACAGAAUAGCUAUAACUGCAGAUAUAGAGAAAAUGUACAGACAAAUUAUACUAAAAGAUGCAGACUUUCAGAGAAUAGUCUGGCGCGAUUCACUUUAUAAACCAAUUCAGGAUUUUCGAUUAACUAGGAUUGCUUACGGUACUGCAUCAGCUUCGUACCUUGCGGUAAGAUGUUUACAGCAGUUAGCCAUAGAUGAAGCAACUAAUUUUCCUUUGGCUUCCAAGACAUGUCUUAGGGACUUCUACGUUGAUGAUUUGAUGUCCGGAGCCAGUUCAGUUACUGAAGCUAUAAAAUUACAAAUGCAAUUGAAUCAGAUGCUGUCACACAAUGAUGAUACUGUAAAAACGUUAGGUAUCCUGUGGCAUCCAGCUUCAGAUAUGUUUUUAUUCAAAGUCAAUUCAUCAUAUCCUGAAGUCUUAACCAAACGAACAUUACUUUCAAUAAUCGCAAAGACCUUUGACCCUCUUGGAUGGUUGGCACCGAUCACGGUUCGGUAUAAAUUGAUUAUGCAAAGAUUGUGGAAACAUCAGUUUCAGUGGGAUGAAAAGGUUCCUCCAGAUAUUGAAUGUGAGUGGAAACAACUUACAGAAGAUUUGUUAUUUAUUAAAAGUAUCAAAAUUUCACGAUUCUUGUUGGUUGAAUCAGAUAACCAGUUUCAACUGCACGGGUUUUGUGACGCCUCAGAGAAGGCCUACGCCGCUGCAAUUUAUUAUCGUUCUGUGUUAGAUACUGGACAAAUUAAUGUUCAGUUAGUGAUAGCCAAAACAAGAGUUGCACCACUAAAAACCAUAUCACUUCCCCGAUUGGAACUUUGUGGAGCAUUACUGUUGACUAAAUUAAUGGAUUUCACCGGUAGGGCUUUAAAUACUCCUAUAUCGCAAGUUUAUUUUCAUACUGAUUCCACUAUUGUAUUAGCCUGGAUAAGAUCUCAUGCAAGCCGAUGGAAGACCUUCGUCGCCAACAGAGUAGCAAAAAUCCAGACUUUAUCCUCUCCUGUCCAGUGGCAUCAUGUGAGUGGAAAUGCUAAUCCUGCUGAUCUUGCAACCCGUGGUGUGUUAUCAUCUGCACUGGUUACUUCAUUGUGGUUACGUGGUCCAGAUUUAUUGUAUAAUUUAUUUCCUUUUAAGCAAGCAUUAUCUGCACCACUACUGAAUGAUUCUGUGCCAGAGCAAAGAUGUGCUUUACAGUCUACAACUGCUGCCAGUCACUUGACAGACGCUCAUGAUUUAUUUUAUAUAAUAUUCCUUCUCUCACUAAACUUAAACGUGUUGUAG